Molecule: messenger RNA, 1632 nt
Organism: Plasmodium knowlesi strain H
Lineage: Eukaryota; Apicomplexa; Aconoidasida; Haemosporida; Plasmodiidae
Product: methionine aminopeptidase 2, putative
Exons: 1
Coding region: 1-1632 (543 amino acids)
Biological process (GO): proteolysis
Molecular function (GO): metalloaminopeptidase activity
Source: RefSeq, a predicted model, not a curated record
AUGAACAAGAGUAACAAGGGUGGGGCGAAGGGCACCACCACCAGCGCGAAGAAGAAGCCUACGCAGAACAAUGAGAAGAGUAAGGGUGGGAAAGGUAGCGGUGUCCCCAGCGAAGGGAAUAAAACGACAACCCAGAACGAGAACGAAAAGAGGGAGUGCGCCGAUGUGCAGGCGGUGUACAAGGAAACAGCCAACAAGGCGGCUCCAAACAAAGCGAGCAUCAACAACAAAGCCAACAAGAGCAAUGGAAACGGCGGGAAGACUCCCGCGAAGAAGAGCAAGAAGAAGGUGGACAAGCUAGAUCUCAUUCUGAACGAAUUCAAAAGCCAAGUAAACGAAAAGGAACCCGCUCCAAAUGGCCAAUGCGCAGGAGAAGACGAAGCAGAACAGGUACCGACGGAAGAGAAAAACAAAAUAGACUUUGACGAAUUCGAAAUUGAAGUAAUAAAAAAAAACAUCACCCUGAAAGAACACCUAAUGGAGGAGCAAAAUAAUAGCCACAUAAGAUUACUAAAAAAUUGGCCCCAAGUAGAAAUGAGCAUACAAACGAAUCCGCCAACGGUACCAAUCGAAAUGGUUUACCAAGGGAAGGAUUACCCAAUUGGAGAAAUUCAAAAUUAUAAACAUGUCCUUAGUGGAAAAACACUGCAAGAAAAAAAAGAACUAGAAAAGAUAAGUUUGGAUUAUUAUGAAGAUUUAAGAAAAGCUGCGGAAUGUCAUAGGCAAGUUAGGAAAUACAUACAGGCGUAUGUCCAACCGGGAAGAAAAAUGAUAGACAUAGUAAAGGAGACAGAGAAAAAAACAAAGGAGUUGAUUUUAUCACAUAAGUUAAAUUGUGGUUGGGGGUUUCCAACGGGCUGUUCAUUAAACCAUUGUGCAGCUCAUUACACUCCAAAUUAUGGAGACGAAACGGUUCUAAAAUAUGAUGAUGUAUGUAAGUUGGAUUUCGGAGUACAUGUUAAUGGGUACAUAAUCGACUGUGCUUUUACCAUUGCUUUUAACGAAAAGUACGAUAACCUUAUUAAGGCUACGCAAGAUGGAACCAACACAGGCAUUAGAGAAGCAGGAAUUGACGCCAGAAUGUGUGACAUAGGAGAAGCUAUCCAAGAAGCUAUCGAAUCAUACGAAAUAGAAUUAAACAAAAAAAUUUAUCCUAUAAAAGCCAUUUCAAAUCUCAGAGGGCAUUCCAUUAAUAAGUAUAUUAUUCAUGGGGGGAAAUGUGUUCCCAUUGUAAAACAGAAAGAAGAAAAUGAAAUAAUGGAAGAGGGAGAAUUAUUUGCAAUUGAAACUUUUGCAUCCACUGGAAAGGGCUAUGUUACACAUGGCAAUGAAUGCUCCCAUUACAUGAGAAAUCCAGAUAAACAAUUUGUACCCAUUAGAUUAAAUUCUGCAAAAACACUAUUAAAAGUUAUUAACGAUAAUUUUGAUACCUUGCCAUUUUGUCAUAGAUGGUUGGAUGAUUUAGGACAGAAGAGACAUUUUAUGGCUUUAAAAACCUUGGUUGAUUUAAAUAUCGUGGAACCCUAUCCUCCCUUGUGCGAUGUGAAAAACUCCUUUACAUCUCAAAUGGAGCACACCAUUUUGCUGCGCCCCACAUGUAAGGAGGUUUUAUCUCGAGGGCCAGAUUUCUGA